AUGGAAGAAUCAUCACUAAGCCGGGCACCUUCCCGGGGUGGAGUCAACUUUCUGAAUGUAGCCCGGACCUACAUCCCCAACACCAAGGUGGAAUGUCACUAUACCCUUCCCCCAGGCGCCGUGCCCAGCGCCAGCGACUGGAUUGGCAUCUUCAAGGUGGAGGCUGCCUGUGUUCGGGAUUACCACACUUUUGUGUGGUCUUCGGUGCCUGACAGUGCAACUGAUGGUUCCCCUGUCCACGCCAGUGUCCAGUUCCAAGCCAGCUACCUGCCCAAACCUGGAGCCCAGCUCUACCAGUUCCGGUAUGUGAACCGCCAGGGCCGGGUAUGUGGGCAGAGCCCCCCUUUCCAGUUCCGAGAGCCAAGGCCCAUGGACGAACUGGUGACCCUAGAGGAGGCUGAUGGCGGCUCUGACAUCCUGCUGGUCGUCCCCAAGGCCACUGUGCUGCAGAACCAGCUGGAUGAGAGCCAGCAAGAGAGAAAUGACCUGAUGCAGCUGAAGCUGCAGCUGGAGGGACAGGUGACGGAGCUGAGGAGUCAAGUACAGGAGCUCGAGACGGCUCUGGCAACAGCCAGGCAGGAGCAUGCGGAGCUGAUGGAGCAGUACAAGGGGCUUUCCCGGUCCCACGGGGAGCUCACAGAAGAGAGGGACAUCCUGAGCCGGCAACAGGGAGACCAUGUGGCACGCAUCCUGGAGCUAGAAGAUGACAUCCAGGCCAUCAGUGAGAAAGUGCUGACAAAGGAGGUGGAGCUGGACAGGGUGAGAGACACCGUGAAGGCCCUGACUCGGGAACAGGAGAAGCUUCUUGGUCAACUGAAAGAAGCGCAGGCCGACAAGGAGCAGAGCGAGGCUGAGCUCCAAAUGGCACAACAGGAGAACCGCCGCUUAAAUCUGGAGCUGCAGGAAGCAAAGGGCCGGCAGGAGGAGCAGAGUGCCCAGGCCCAGCGACUGAAGGACAAGGUGGCCCAGAUGAAGGACACCCUAGGCCAGGCCCAGCAGCGCGUGGCUGAGCUGGAGCCCCUAAAGGAGCAGCUUCGAGGAGCCCAGGAGCUCGCAGCCUCAAGCCAGCAGAAAGCCACCCUUCUUGGGGAGGAGUUGGCCAGCACAGCGGGAGCCAGGGACCGCACCAUGGCGGAGCUACACCGCAGCCGCCUGGAAGUGGCUGGAGUCAAUGGCAGGCUGGCUGAGCUCAGCCUGCACCUGAAGGAGGAAAAAAGCCAAUGGAGCAAGGAGCGGGCGGGGCUGCUGCAGAGUAUGGAGGCAGAGAAAGAUAAGAUCCUGAAGCUAAGUGCAGAGAUACUUCGACUGGAAAAGGCAGUUCAGGAGGAGAAGACCCAGAAUCAAGUGUUCAAGACUGAACUAGCCCGGGAAAAGGAUUCUAGCCUGGUGCAGUUGUCGGAGAGCAAGCGGGAGCUCACAGAGCUGCGGUCAGCCCUGCGCGUGCUCCAGAAGGAGAAGGAACAGUUGCAGGAGGAGAAGCAGGAACUGCUAGAGUACAUGAGGAAGCUGGAGGCCCGCCUGGAGAAGGUGGCAGACGAGAAGUGGAACGAGGAUGCUGUCACAGAGGAUGAGGAGGCGGCUGUGGGCCCGAGCUGCCCAGCGGCUCUGACAGACUCAGAGGACGAGUCCCCAGAAGACAUGAGGGUCCCUCCCUAUGGCCUGUGUGAGCGUGGAGACACAGGCUCUUCUCCUGCUGGGCCACGAGAGUCUUCUCCCCUGGUCGUCAUCAGCCAGCCGGCUCCCAUCGCUCCCCACCUCUCAGGGCCAGCUGAAGAGAGUAGCUCUGACUCGGAGGCCGAGGAUGAGAAGUCAGUCCUCAUGGCAGCUGUUCAGAGUGGAGGUGAGGAGGCCCACCUGCUGCUUCCUGAGCUGGGCAAUGCCUUCUAUGACGUGGCCAGUGGCUUUGCAGUGGGACCCUUGUCAGAGGCCAGCACCGGGGGCCCUGCCACCCCCCCUUGGAAGGAGUGCCCUAUUUGUAAGGAGCGCUUUCCGGCUGAGAGUGAUAAGGAUGCCCUGGAGGACCACAUGGAUGGACACUUCUUUUUCAGCACCCAGGACCCCUUUACCUUUGAGUGAUCUCACCCCUCCCCAGUACAUGCACAGAUGCACUCACACACACACACACACACAC
Messenger RNA from Puma concolor (puma), 2131 nucleotides. It is a transcript of the gene CALCOCO1, whose product is annotated as calcium binding and coiled-coil domain 1. Lineage: Eukaryota; Metazoa; Chordata; Mammalia; Carnivora; Felidae. The record is from RefSeq and is a predicted model, not a curated record. Gene Ontology annotation, molecular function: transcription coactivator activity. Gene Ontology annotation, biological process: positive regulation of transcription by RNA polymerase II.